Messenger RNA from Doryrhamphus excisus (bluestripe pipefish), 1850 nucleotides. RefSeq names its product AUP1 lipid droplet regulating VLDL assembly factor (gene aup1). Gene Ontology annotation, biological process: ERAD pathway. The record is from RefSeq and is a predicted model, not a curated record. Lineage: Eukaryota; Metazoa; Chordata; Actinopteri; Syngnathiformes; Syngnathidae. Gene Ontology annotation, cellular component: endoplasmic reticulum membrane. Gene Ontology annotation, molecular function: ubiquitin binding.
UUGAAAUAUUUAGCCCGGAAGUGUUUCUUACUAAGGUCACUAGAACGGAUAGGUCUGACCAAUGCUAACAUACGCUAUUGAGCUAACGCAUAAACUUGCUGGCGGUGUUGUCUCAAAAGCUUUCAGUCCACAUUUCUUUACAACUCUUGAAGACAACAGUAACCUUUCGAAUAGGUUUGCUCUCUACACGCCCUCGGGUGAUACGCUGUUGUUGUGAACGUGAUGACUGAUUUAUUUUUAGGGGAAAGAUUGUGUUGUUUUAAUAGCUGUGUCCUCUGAGUAAAGCUUGGACUUGACAGACAUGGAGACUCCUGGUAUUGAAGAUAUGAUCGACUUUCGCCGGUUACCCAAAGACACACUUGUCCUUCUACUGUUGCUGCUGUACUUUCCGGUUGGCAUUUGUUUGAUGUUGUUACGGAUUUUUAUUGGUAUCCACGUGUUCUUGGUCAGCUGUGCACUGCCUGAAAGUUUUUUAAGAAGGUUAAUCGUGAGGGUUAUGUGCUCGGUCUUGGGGAUGCACGUGAGGCAGAAAAAUCCUCGAUCCAGAGACAGGAAUACCAAACUGUAUAUAUGCAAUCACGUGACCGAGUUUGAUCACAACAUAAUCAACCUCCUGACCCCCUGCUGCACUCCCCAGUUGGAGGGCUCCACAGGUUUUGUGUGUUGGGCCAGAGGUUUCAUGGAAGUCCGCUUGGCACCUGGCCAGGGAGCGAUAGGAGAGUCUCUUCAGAGGUACUGCUCCACUGACGGUACCUCACCCUUGCUUCUGCUUCCUGAGGAGGACACUACAAACGGCCACGCUGGCCUGCUCAAGUUCAGUUCCUGGCCUUUCUCGCUGACAGACUCCAUUCAACCUGUGGCCUUGCGGGUUGCACGACCCCUGAUUGCUUUGAGCACACCAGAGUCCAGUUGGUUGACAGAGCUUUUAUGGACAUUUUUUGCUCCAUUUACAGUGUAUCAUGUAAGUUGGUUACCACCAGUCUCCCGACAGGAUGGUGAAUCCUCGCAGGAAUUUGCCAACAAAGUCCAGGAGCUGCUAGCCUGUGAACUUGGCUUGGUCUCAACAAAGAUCACUAAAGCCGACAAAGCAGAGCACAUCAAACGGAAACGACAUGCUGCGCCGCAAACAUCUUCAAGCGUGCGACCCGGUUCUAUUGGCCUGGGUUUCAUGGUGCCGAGUAUGGGAACAGAUGAGCGUAGGAUUGCUAAGAUGGCCCAGCAAGUGAAGGACGUACUGCCUCACAUCCCACUGAAUGUCAUUGUAAAGGACUUGGCAAAAACCAAUUGUGUUGACAUUACAAUAACAAACCUGCUGGAGAACAAGGAGGAAGCCUCGAUGGAAGACACUGCGAUGUCGUCAUUCGGAGCGUCAAUGAACAGCACACACAGUUCUGGUUCUGCUCCAACUAUAAAGCCUGCUGCCAAAUCUUUUGGGAAAUCACCAGCUGACAGGCAUUUGUCUCUCCAAGAGAGGAAGGAAGCGCUGUACAGUUUUGCACGAAGACGCUAUAUUGAAAAACACGGAUUGGAUCAAGAGGACAGUCAGUGAACACUUUGGGUCAAAAAGCCGCCAUUCUCAACAGGAAGAAGCAUUCAAUUUAUCUGCCUAGCCUCCAAGAUGAUUUUUAUAUUCAGUCAAUUGCAGGGUGUUGGAAAAAAGACUUUGCAGAUAUUGCAGACAAGUGUUCCCAACAUGUAUAAGUUGGAAAGAUGAUUUAUGCAUGUUCAAUACUUCAUUCUGGCUGAUGCGUAAUUUUGAUAACUUUGUAUUACGAUGCUGACUGUGAAUCAUCUAUUUAUUUUUAUAAUGUCCAGAGUCGUCGAUUGAAAUAAAGUUCAGCUUGACCGUG